Engraulis encrasicolus (European anchovy) is the source of this 6195-nucleotide messenger RNA. RefSeq names its product A disintegrin and metalloproteinase with thrombospondin motifs 16. The transcript is spliced from 23 exons. The record is from RefSeq and is a predicted model, not a curated record. Lineage: Eukaryota; Metazoa; Chordata; Actinopteri; Clupeiformes; Engraulidae. Gene Ontology annotation, cellular component: extracellular matrix. Gene Ontology annotation, molecular function: metalloendopeptidase activity. Gene Ontology annotation, biological process: proteolysis; extracellular matrix organization. Bases 346 to 4128 code for a protein of 1260 amino acids.
ACACACAACGCUGUCUGCGCCAGACACAAUAAUAUUGCCAUGGAAAACUCGCGUAUGUGUCUACAGAUUCUCCUAUGGAGAGAGGGGAAUGAGAAGCGGACCGGUAUCGUAAUCUGCUCCGGACUGCUGCUUGUCUGAGGAUUGCUAUUAUUUAUUUUCUUUUUUUAAGCACUGACAUUUUUGCUAUUUUUAAAGUCACUCUGAAUGGUAGGCUACCUGAAGAUCUCCCAGAUGUCUUUUCUGCUCUGGUCAGGUGCGCGUUUGAAAGGCGCACCAUAAGUGCCAUAUUUUGGCUGUCUUGCGCCCUGGUUUGGCGCUCUGGUACGCUUUGGAAUUCCAAAAGACAUGGGUGUGUGGGCUCUUUCGCCUCACCGGCGGAACCUGGCUGCAGUUCUUAUUUUCUUUCUACAGAUGGUUUGCGCGCUAGGCUCCCGAGAGCUCCGACACUCAGGACCUGCCUUUGGACCGAGUCUGAAUGGGGAGCAGUCGCUGCUGGAGUCACUCGCGCUGCCCUCCAAUACAGAAUAUGAGCUGGUGGCUCCCUUUGAAGUGGACCAGAAGGGGCGGUACAUCUCGCAUGCCGUGGCGCAUCACCAGAGGCGGCGCCGGCGCGCACUGGACCGGACCGUCUCAACGAGAACCCCCGAGGAGGAUCAGGACCAGGGUUUUUUACAGGACCAGGUCCACUUCAGGCUCAGCGGGCUGAGCCAGGACUUCCACCUGGAGCUGAGGCCCUCGUCCGGGCUCGUCGCUCCUGGGUUCAAAGUGCAGCGGCUGGGCCGCAAUGGAACCGCUGGACUCCUGGACUACAGCCCCCAUGACCUCUGCUUCUAUCAAGGUCAGCUGAGGUCAGAGGUCAACUCCUCGGUGGCCAUGACAACAUGCGGCGGAAUGUCAGGUCUUAUCCGCACCCAGGAGGCGGACUACCUCAUCCGGCCGCUGCAUCCCCACCUGGCCCUGAAGGCCAACUUCACCGCCCCGCGGGGACACCAGCCACACAUCCUCUACCGGCGCUCAGCCGAGCCCCAGCCAGAGCCGGUCCGCAACACCAGGCAUCGCCGUCACCUUGACAAUGGCCAUGAAAAUGAAGUUGACAGUAGACUACAGCAAGAUAACCGUGACAACAGGCCCAGCCCUGGACAGAAGCAGCACUUCUGCGGGAGACGGAAGAAAUAUAUGCCCAAACCUCCACCUGACGACCUGCCCAUCCUCCCUGACGAGUACCCAACCCUGUCGAGGGGCAAGCGCGCUGUACCACUCCACAGCGCCCCUAGAGGCCAGAAGCUGAACGUGGAGACGCUGGUGGUGGUGGACCGCAAGAUGAUGGACAAUCACGGCCAUGAGAACGUCACCACCUACGUCCUGACGGUGCUAAACAUGGUGUCUACGCUGUUCAAGGAUGGUACCAUUGGUGGAGACAUUAAUAUUGCUCUAGUGGGGCUUAUUCUGCUUGAGGAGGAUCAGGAUGGUCUGUCCAUCAGUCACCAUGCGGAUCACACUCUGAAUAGUUUUUGCCAGUGGCAGGCAGGUCUGUCGGGGCGAGAGGGCCAGCGGCAUGACCACGCCAUCCUGCUCACCGGCCUGGACAUCUGCUCCUGGAAGAAUGAACCCUGCGACACCCUGGGCUUUGCUCCUAUCAGUGGCAUGUGCAGCAAAUACCGCAGUUGUACGGUGAAUGAGGACACAGGGCUAGGACUCGCCUUUACCAUUGCACACGAGUCUGGACACAACUUUGGAAUGGUGCAUGAUGGGGAGGGGAAUGUGUGUAAGAAGUCCAUCGGCAACAUCAUGUCUCCCACAUUGGCUGGCCACAAUGGUGUCUUCUCCUGGUCUGCUUGUAGCCGUCAAUACCUCUCUCGCUUCCUCAGCACCGCACAGGCCACCUGCCUGUCAGACGAGCCCCAGUCUGUGGGAGAGUAUGAGUACCCUCGUCAGCUGCCAGGGGAGCUGUAUGACACGGACACCCAAUGCAAGUGGCAGUUUGGGGAGAAGGCCAAACUAUGUACCCUGGACUUCAAGAAGGACAUCUGCAAGGCGCUGUGGUGUCAUAGAGUGGGCCGGAAGUGUGAGACCAAGUUCCUACCAGCCGCCGAGGGCUCCUCCUGUGGUCCUGAGAUGUGGUGCCGGCGGGGCCAGUGUGUGAAGCAGGGGGACUCUGGCCCGGUGGCGGUGCAUGGCCAGUGGUCAUCUUGGUCUGGGUGGUCCAGCUGCUCCAGGAGCUGUGAGAGCGGAGUGACCUACAGGGAGAGGCACUGCAACAGCCCCAAGCCCCUGUACGGAGGCAAGUUUUGCGAAGGCUCGUCUCGCUCCUACAAGCUGUGCAACACCAAAGACUGUCCCCCUGGAGACUCGGAUUUCAGGGCUGUGCAGUGUGCAGAGUUCAACAGCAAGCCCUUCAGAGGAUGGUACUACAAGUGGAGUCCAUAUACACAUGUGGAUGACCGGGAUGCGUGUAAACUCUACUGUUUGGCUGAGGGCUAUGACUUCUUCUUCGCCCUGUCCAGCAAAGUGAAGGACGGCACCCCAUGCGCACCCGGCAGCCCCAACGUCUGCAUUGACGGAGUGUGCGAGAGGGUUGGGUGUGACCGGGUUCUUGGAUCCUCUGCUCGGCCCGAUGCGUGUGGUGUGUGUCAGGGGAACAAUUCCACAUGCAAGAUCUACAAGGGCCAGUACAACAAACAGCACCGUACAAACCAGUACUUCAAUGUGGUGACCAUCCCGGCAGGAGCGCGCAGCAUCCGCGUGCAGGAGGCCAACUCCUCCAGCUCCUACCUGGCCAUCCGGGGCCUGCAGAAGCAGAAGCAGUACUACCUCAACGGCGCCUGGACCAUCGACUGGCCCGGCAGGCACCUCAUCGCCGGCACGGUGUUCGACUACCGUAGGCCCUACAACCAGCCAGAGACCCUCACCGCCAGCGGGCCGACCAACGAGACACUAGUGGUGGAGAUUCUGCUGCAGGGCCGUAACCCAGGUGUCCAGUGGGAGUACAGUCUCAACACCACCAAGGUGGAGCAGCGCAUCCCGCCCAAACACAACUACACCUGGGCCCUCAUCCGAUCCACCUGCUCUGCUACUUGUGCCGGAGGUACCAUGAUGACCAAGGUGGCGUGUUACAGGGACCUUCGUGUGCAGGUGAACACGUCCUUCUGCAACCCGCGCUCUCGUCCGUCCUCUGGAAGCAUGCCCUGUAACACACAGCCCUGUCCCCCCAGCUGGUCUGUUGGGGCGUGGGGUACCUGCAGCCGCACCUGUGGAGAGGCGGAGCAGAGCAGAGUCGUGGAGUGUGUGCAGAGCGUGGGCCCUGGGAAGGUGGAGAAGCUAGCGGACUCCAGGUGCCCCCACCCCACUCCGUCGAGGGUACAGAGCUGCCACAACAACCCCAGCUGCCCGCCACAGUGGAGCACAGGAGCCUGGUCUCAGUGCUCGAGUGUGCGUCGGUGUGGCAAGGGGGUGCGGAGGCGCCUGGUGGAGUGUCGCAGUGUGGGCUUGGGGGCGCGGGCCCUGCCCGAUCGAGCGUGCGAUGCCCAGACCAGGCCCAGCAGCCAGGAGACGUGCCAGCUCAGACGCUGCAGUCGACCCAGCAAGGGCCAGUGGGUCCUCUCCACAUGGACACAGUGCUCCGUGACAUGUGGCGUGGGAGUGCAGAAGCGCCAGCUCAAGUGCGCGGAGAAGGAUGCGGAGGGGAAGUACCAGGAGCUGGUGUCCAAGCGCUGCCAGCAGGCGUCCCCGCCCGCGGUGGAGCUGCAGCGGGCAUGCAUCCAGCCACAGUGCCCCCACUACCACCACCACCACCAGCAGCCUCCACCUCCAGCACCAGCACCCAUCAGCCCCAGCUGGUACACCGCACCCUGGUCACAGUGCACUGUGUCCUGUGGGGGAGGGGUGCAGUCCCGGACGGUGCAGUGUCUCCUUAGUGGCCGGCCAGUCUCUGGAUGCCCCGCCCACCUCAAACCCCCCAUGGCCCAGGCCUGCAACUCACACUACUGCCCCCGGCCAGAGAAGAAAGACAUGGCGUGCCAAGACCACUUCAACUGGUGCUACCUGGUGCCCCAGCAUGGCGUGUGCCACCACAAGUUCUACGGGCAUCAGUGCUGCCAGUCCUGCUCCAAGUCCCACCCCAACCUGUGACAUGGGCAGCAGCACACACAAAGCAGCAGGCAACAGCAAAAAUGAGCCAGGAAAGCAGAAAGCAGGCAUCAAGAUAUUACGCAUCGGCCAUCCUAUAAAACAGUACAUGGCAGUAGUAUGUGUGUGUGUGUGUGUGCACGUGUGGUCUGUGUGCGUGUGUUCAUGUGUGUGUGUGCGCACAUGUGUAUGGUUGUGCGUUCUUUCAUUGAAAAGACCGAAGAUGUGCUACAUUUGAUUGCCAUUUGUUGGAAGAUUUCCUGCUUUCCCUGCACCCAUGUUAGACUUCUGGGCUUGAGGAUGUGACAGAGACAAGUGAAGACAGAGACAAGCAAACAACAGAGACAUCUAGAGAGGUGUCUGGACUGCACAUGGCCAUGGCUUAUGGAAGAGACAUGAACCCACUACUAUUAAUGGGGUCUAAAGACUUGCAGCCAGGAAGACCCAUGCAGUAGAUGUCUGGGAUGUAACCUGGAGGACAUGCUUCAGACAAGACUCAAAGACCUGAGGAUGUGAUUAAAAAGGAGAGCACACAGACAGAAAAGCAUCUCAGUCCUUCGAUAUGAGAUAUCACAACACUAAUCCGUGGAAAAGGUAUCAGAAAGGAACUUAUAAGUCAUGAAGUAUCUGGACUUCAAUGUGUGUGUUGUGUGUGUGUGAUUUCAGGAUCCAACUAAACAGUUGUAGCCUACAACUGUCACAUUACCUGGCCACGAACAUAUUAGAUGCCCAUUCUUUUUAAUCCUUGAAUAACUCUGUAUGUGUAUGUGUACUGUACCAACAGAAGACCUGGCAAUCAAAGGCAGUGCAGCAAAAAAAACCCCGUACAAAACGUCCGUACAAAACGUCCAUCACUGAUGCUCCACAAUGCUGUGUUGUGUGAUGUUUCACAGAAUGAUUUUGUCUGAGAAUCUCACGUCUUGGUGAUCUGGUACUGUCUCACUUAAUCUCUAUGGUGCUAUUGUGUCCUCAUACAUUGGUCGAGGGGAAAGUCCUAUGUUUUUGUUUUGUUUAAGGUUCUAUGGUGCAUUUGUAAUGAGCUGUUGAUGUGUAACUGAACUUGUACAAUCCCUUUGUAUUAGCAGAGGUGUAUAAAGUAGAAGUACUGUUACUGUUGUAGUUACAAGACUAUUAGUAUGAUAUUACAUUGUUGCAGCACUGUAAUAUCGGACUGUUACCGCAGAAAUACACCAGCGGCGAUGCGAUUCAAGCGACAGAGUGUAGAAGCAAUUGAUACAAGCGAUUGAGGAGACAAGAGUAUGUCCGUACAGGCAGAAGGCAAAGCAUUCAAGCAUUCCCAUUGGCUGUGGUCACUGACCUCUAUACAGUCAUUGGCUGUCGCGGCUUGUCGCCGAACCGCGUCAUAGAAAGUUGAAAAGAUUUCAACUUCAAAUUGUCGCGCUCGUCGCGCAAAUCGCUCUAGUCUCCAGAAUCGCUUUUGUCUCUCGACUCAAUACAAAGUCAAUUACUUCCGUCGCUCGACUCGCUCAGAUCGCCGCUGGUGUAUUUCUGCGGUUAGUGCUGUAAUUACAUCCGUAACGCUACCUCUACUGUAUACACCUCUAUGUAUUAGUCGUGUUUAUUUAUUAGCAGUGCCUGUGCGCUGUGCACUGAGGUGGGUGUGAUGCACCUCCAAUGCAUCUACUAGUUUUGUAUUUGUUUCAUUUUUUUGUAAUGGUUUGCUAUUUAGUUUCAUUUUUUUAAACUAUGUCUCCUUUUUGUUUGUUUGUUCUUGUUUUUGCUUUUGCAUUAAAUUGUGUUUGCAUUCAACUUACAGCAGGGUUAGAAGAAAACGAAAUGUGUCAAACUGGCGUGAAUUAUGAAGCCAAUAUACUGAGCAGAGCGCAGUCAUAUGUCAUACUUGGGCUGUUAUGGUGGUGCUUUGCCUUUUUUUGCAUAGCGGUGGUAAGAAUUCUCCUCAUGCCCUGAAUUUUUCCUGUGCUGCAAUGUGAGUAUGUCAUUAUUAGGGGUCUGAUGCCUAUGUGUGUGUUGGUUUUGGAUGCGCACUCAGCCAAGGUCUGGACUGAGAUGAUGGUAUGCAGUAAGACUCAUAAUUAUCACCAGCAGCAA